AUGGCUCCCAAGGUCUUCAUCACAGGCAUCACUGGCUACAUUGGCGGAGACGCCUUGUAUGCUCUUCACAAGGCUCACCCUGACUGGUCCUACACUGCUUUGGUCAGAACCAAGGACAAGGGAGCCAAGGUCCAGCAGGCUUAUUCCAACGUCGACAUCGUCUACGGCGACCUUGACAGCUAUGAUCUGAUCAAGGGAGAGGCGUCAAAGGCUGACAUUGUAAUUCACACCGCGGAUGCCUCCGAUCACGAGCCUGCCGCAAAGGCCAUUGCUGAAGGCCUUGCCAGCGCCCAUUCCAAGCAUCACCCGGGCUACUGGCUGCACGUCAGUGGAACUGGCAUUCUCUGCUUUGCCGAUGCCGACGCCGGCAGGCUUGGCGAGGCCUCCGACAAGGUUUAUGACGAUCUCGAUGGAGUCGAGGAGCUUACCCAUCUCCCGGAUCAUGCCUUCCACCGAAAUGUCGACAAAAUUGUGCUGGAAGCUGGAACUAAGAAUGCAGACUCCGUGAAGACGGCUGUUCUCUGCCCCCCGACCAUUUACGGUCCCGGAAGAGGCCCCGUUUCCGGACGCAGCCGUCAGGUGUACGAACUGGCCAAGAUCACCCUCCAGCAGAAGAAGGGUCCCAUCAUUGGCGCCGGCAAGACAUACUGGGACAACGUUCAUGUUCACGAUUUGAGCGACCUUUUCGUUCUCCUGGCCGAGGCAGCUGCCACAGGUCAUAAGGACGACAAGGAGCUGUGGGGCGAGAAGGGCUACUUCCUCGUUCAAAACGGUGAGCACGUCUGGGGGGAAGUGUCCAAGCAGAUCACCGCCGAGGCCGCCAAGGAAGGCUACAUUCCCAAGAACGAGACUUUCAGUCUCAACAAGGAUGAGGCGUUCAAGCUGGCCGGUUUCGAGGCUCUGAGCUGGGGUCUGAACUCUAGAGGAAAGGCGAGGAGGGCCAGGAAGUUCCUCGGCUGGAGCCCGAAGGCGCCGAGUCUCGAGCAAGAGCUGCCGAGCAUCGUGAAGUCGGAGUACGAGCAGCUUCAGAAAGCUUGA
Messenger RNA from Diplodia corticola, 1038 nucleotides. Its product is annotated as nucleoside-diphosphate-sugar epimerase. Bases 1 to 1038 code for a protein of 345 amino acids. The transcript is spliced from 4 exons. NCBI's taxonomy places the organism in Eukaryota, Fungi, Ascomycota, Dothideomycetes, Botryosphaeriales, Botryosphaeriaceae. The record is from RefSeq and is a predicted model, not a curated record.